CUAUAACCGUGCGGACGCUUAAAUACCAAAGCGAUACGUGAUUGGUCGCCGUGGCAUGCCGGGAAAUGUAGUUUUUAAUAAAGCACCGUGUGUACGUAGCGUGUGCGUUCUCACUACAACUCCCAGCGAGCCUCGGGGUUUAUGAGGGUUUGACCUCCCGGAGCCAUACUUCCCGCCCCGGCCAUUGUUGCUGGUGAGCGGAGAGCAGGAGGGAAUGAGUGAGACCGAGGACUGUGGGAACCAGACGUGCUCCGGGUGUCCCAGUGUAGAGCAGAUGCUGGCGUCGAGUCCUGGGAAGACCCCCAUCAGCUUACUGCAAGAAUAUGGGACUCGGGUAGGAAAGACCCCCGUGUAUGACCUACUCAAAGCUGAAGGACAAGCCCAUCAACCCAACUUUACCUUUCGUGUAUCUGUUGGUGACAUCAACUGUACUGGUCAAGGACCUAGCAAGAAGGCAGCGAAGCACAAGGCAGCAGAGGUGGCUCUCUCCCUACUCAAGGGCAGAGAUAUGUUUGGAGCAGUUAUCGAGGAGAACUGUAGUACCACAUACAAAGAGGAACCUCCUGCAGAAGUAACAAUAAAGACUGAGGACUCUUCACCUCCACCAAUCUCAAGAAAUCACAGUGUUGAUAUGAAGCCACCCUUGUCUGCACAGCAGUCAGAGUGUAAUCCUGUUGGGGCCCUGCAGGAGCUGGUGGUGCAGAAAGGCUGGAGACUUCCAGAAUACACUGUAACACAAGAAUCUGGACCAGCACACAGGAAAGAGUUCACCAUGACCUGUCGGGUGGAGCGGUUUUUGGAGAUUGGCAGUGGCACAUCAAAGAAGCUGGCAAAAAGGAAUGCUGCGGCCAAGAUGCUUCUGCAGAUUCAUAGGGUACCCACAGAACAUCGGGAGAAUGGUGAACCAGAGCCUGAAGAAGACCAGUUUUCUAUGAAUACAGGAGGAGGAAGACUUGAUGGAAGCAGAGGUCGAGGUUUAGCCUGUACGUGGGACUCUCUGCGCAAUUCAGCUGGAGAAAAGAUCCUUCACCUUAGAAGUCAUCCACUUAAUAUCCUUAAUUCUGGCUUCUGUACCCUCCUGGAAGACCUGUCUGAGGAACAAAGCUUUCAGAUUAGCUAUCUUGAUAUUGAUGAGCGCAGUCUGAGUGGCCUGUACCAAUGUCUUGUGGAGCUUUCAACACAACCCACGACUGUAUGUCAUGGCUCUGCCACCACAAGAGAAGCAGCCCGGGCAAACGCUUCACACAAUGCUCUGCAAUAUCUCAAAAUCAUGGCUGGCAGUAAGUGAAUGUAAAGAUGGCAACCAAAAACAGCUUAAGCUUUUAUCAGUCAUUCAAGGACUCGAGACCACAAGAGCCUAAGCCCCCCCUAGUAUGUGCACCCCAAAAAUAGUUCCAAUGGAAUGGGAUUAGUAGUGGCUUAAAAACUGAGCUGCUUCUUCAGAAACCUACCGCAAACUCUCCAUCAGAUGUUACUGAGGUUGAGUUUGUGGUAGAUUCUUUUUUUUUUUCUGGCAUCCACCACAACUUUUAUGCUGUCACCUGUCUUUUUGAUACACCUCAGCUAGUUGUUGGGUGAAAAUACUCAGUCCCAUUGAUAGUAUUGGAGGGAGAAAGGUGGGGGUUCCUCCACAUGCUUGAUUACGUUGCACGGGUUCCUAUUUAUUUUUGCAGCCUUUUAUUUUGAUGAAUGUUCAUCUUAUGGGUGACAUGUUUUGUAAAGUGCUUUUUGGCACUUAGUUCAGUUGUCUGUAAUUUACCUCAAGCAUAAGCACAGUGGAUCAAAGAAGCUCAAGGAUACAAGAUCUACUGUGAUGGAUGCAACCAGAAACAUGGAAACUGUAUUGGACACUUGAAUAGCUUAUAUAAAUUUGUUUGAUUAAAACUUUUAUUUUACGUUUUCUACCAAUUACGUAAAACAAAGAAAAAAUGUCUUGGCUGCUGUGUGCAUCCUUUCCCCUAGUAUUAUUUACUGUGCAGGACUGUGUUGAAACAGUCCUCAUCCCUGUUUCAGGUUUAAAAAAAAAAAAAUGAAUUGGUGAUUUUUUUUUUGAAGUGUAUUCAUUUCAAUGCAAAACUGCAAUUGUUGAUGUAAAUAAAAAUAAAUAUUUGGAAGCAAAA
Messenger RNA from Hyla sarda, 2120 nucleotides. It is a transcript of the gene TARBP2, whose product is annotated as TARBP2 subunit of RISC loading complex. The transcript has 9 exons. The record is from RefSeq and is a predicted model, not a curated record. Gene Ontology annotation, biological process: regulation of miRNA processing; regulation of siRNA processing; regulation of viral transcription. Gene Ontology annotation, cellular component: RISC-loading complex. NCBI's taxonomy places the organism in Eukaryota, Metazoa, Chordata, Amphibia, Anura, Hylidae. Bases 215 to 1288 code for a protein of 357 amino acids. Gene Ontology annotation, molecular function: siRNA binding; double-stranded RNA binding; pre-miRNA binding.